AUGCACACCUCCAACGUAAUCUCGGUUACCCUCUUCGUUCUCCUCAACUUGUGUAACACCGCUCAGGCAGACCUUCAAGAAGAGAUCGAAGCUCGUAAUGCAGAACUACGAAACCUAUAUAAAGCGAAAAAUAUUUCAGCUGCAAUAAAAUUCUAUCAUAAGAAUGUAACCUUUAUGAUCACUGGAAGAGAGCCCUUGAAGGGACGACCGGCGGUUAAGGAGUAUUUCUCAAAGGAUCAGGGUCAUGGUGGCACUCCGGUUAUACAGCUCAAUGUUCAUGAGAUAAAUGGGGACGAUAAAUGGGCUUUUGAGCGUGGUUCAUUCGAUGUGACUUGGGCAGAUGGCAAGAAGAAAGGCAAUGGGAUGUAUCUGAAAGUGUGGAAGAAAAAUGCAGAUAAUAAAUGGGUGAUAUACGCUGACAGUACGAACUACAUCAAUUUACCGCAGAAGUCCGAGACGAAGUAA
Anisakis simplex (herring worm) is the source of this 465-nucleotide messenger RNA. The record is from the annotation of a GenBank genome assembly. NCBI's taxonomy places the organism in Eukaryota, Metazoa, Nematoda, Chromadorea, Rhabditida, Anisakidae.